Molecule: messenger RNA, 3097 nt
Organism: Anguilla anguilla (European eel)
Lineage: Eukaryota; Metazoa; Chordata; Actinopteri; Anguilliformes; Anguillidae
Product: beta-galactosidase-1-like protein 2
Exons: 19
Coding region: 602-2437 (611 amino acids)
Biological process (GO): carbohydrate metabolic process
Cellular component (GO): vacuole
Molecular function (GO): beta-galactosidase activity
Source: RefSeq, a predicted model, not a curated record
CCUGCUGGGCGGGGCUUCCCUCCUGCUGGACUGGGCUUCCCUCCUGCUGGUCUGGGCUUCCCUCCUGCUGGACUGGGCUUCCCUCCUGCUGGGCGGGGCUUCCCUCCUGUGAGGCGGGGCUUCUUGUCUCCUGGGUGGGGCUUCCCUCUUGCUGGGCAGGGCUUCCCUCCUGCUGAGCGGGGGCUCCCUCCUGCUGGGCGAGGCUUUCUGCCUGUUGGGCUGGGGGUUCCUUAUCCAUGGCCAGAGGCAGCUCCAGGGGACCCUCGGUGGAAUUCUGAAUCUGCUUGUUGCCAGUGAGGGAGACCUUCAGUGGGUGGAGCGCCAUGGAGCAGCCCACAACCUUCAGGGAUGUGCUAUUCUCCUCAGUCUUGGCAGGCCGGGGUGGGCGGGGUCUGGAGGCCAGCAUAGGGCGGUGUCUGCACCUCUGUGGGCCCUGGAAUGCCAGGAACCUCUCCGCAGGGGUGAGCGGGACCACCUUGUUCUGCAGCCACUGGAAAGCCCUGAUCUUCUGUGUGACUACAUCCUUCAUUUCCUGGUUGACCCUCUUCACCUCCACCAUGGGGAAUAGUAAUGAUUUUUUCCCUCCCUGCAAGUUGCUAGCAUGCAGCCGAGAGAGAGUAGCUGGAGCAGGAAGGAGGGGCUGAGCGCUAACUCCUCCCAGUUCACACUGGAUGGUGCGGCUUUCCGCAUCCUGGGUGGGUCCACCCACUACUUCCGCAUCCCCAGAGCACACUGGAAGGACCGCCUCCUGAAGAUGAAGGCCUGCGGGCUCAACACUCUCACCACGUAUGUACCUUGGAACCUGCAUGAGCCAUGGAGAGGAAAGUUUGAUUUCCAGAACCGGUUGGACUUAGAGGCCUACAUCCGUCUGGCUGAGGAGGUGGGGCUUUGGGUCAUUCUGCGUCCGGGACCCUACAUCUGCUCAGAAUGGGACCUUGGAGGGCUGCCCAGCUGGCUUCUGCGUGACAAAAACAUGAAACUGCGGACGACUUACCCAGGAUUCACUGAGGCUGUCAACUCAUUUUUUGACGAGCUCAUUCCAAGAGUUACGCCUUUGCAGUACAUGAGAGGAGUACCCAUCAUAGCAGUUCAAGUGGAGAAUGAAUACGGCUCGUAUGCGAAGGACAACCGCUACAUGGGCUUCAUCAAAGAGGCUCUGCUGUCCAGGGGGAUCAGAGAACUUCUUAUGACAUCAGACAAUCGUGAGGGGUUAAAGUGUGGGGGCGUGGCUGGAGCCCUGAAGACCAUAAACUUGCAAAGCCUGACACCUGGAGUAGUAAACUAUCUGGCUCACAUGCAGGAUGGGAAGCCUAAGAUGGUUAUGGAAUACUGGUGCGGAUGGUUUGAUGUCUGGGGUGACCCUCACCAUGUGUUUCAUGCCGAGGACAUGGUCCCCGUGGUGACGGAGAUUCUGAAACAGGGCAUGUCCAUCAACCUGUACAUGUUCCACGGGGGGACGAAUUUUGGGUUCAUGAACGGAGCCGUGGACCUGGGCACAUACAAGCCCCAGGUUAGCAGCUACGAUUACGACGCGCUCUUAUCUGAAGCCGGGGAUUACACCCUGAAAUACCACCGUCUGAGGGAAUUAUUCAGUCACUACCACAGUGAGACACUGCCUGAGCAGCCUGCUCUCCAGGGGCGGAAAGUGUACGAAGCGGUCGUCAUCGACCAGUACCUGUCAUUAUGGGAGGCCCUGAAGUUCACUGAUGAGCCUUUUAUAUCAGCGACGCCGGUCAAUAUGGAGAACCUUCCGGUGAACAACGGCAAUGGCCAGUCCUAUGGGUACACCCUGUACGAGACCACGGUCACCAGCGGAGGGGCUCUGAACUCCAGGAACAAAGUCCGCGACCGCGCCCUGGUGUUUGUGGACCGAGUUUACAUCGGGGUUCUCGACUAUAAGACUGUGGAACUUGCAGUGCCUGAUGGGAAGGGAGAGCAAAAGCUGAGUUUACUGGUGGAGAACUGUGGAAGGGUGAACUAUGGGAAUGCUCUGGAUGAGCAACGUAAAGGUCUUGUGGGACAAAUUACAUUGAAUAAUACCCCACUGAAAAACUUUACCAUCUACAGUCUGGAUAUGAAGCCAAAUUUCAUAGAUGGAUUGCACAGAAAGCAUUGGAAUAUCCUUCCAGAAAAUCUCACCUACCCUGGAUUCUUCCAGGGCCAGCUGAAGGUGGAUGGCAAUCCCACAGACACCUUCCUGAAGCUUCCAGGCUGGGGUAAAGGAGUGGUGUUUAUUAAUGGGCAAAAUCUUGGACGCCACUGGUCAAUAGGACCCCAACAAACCCUCUACUUACCAGCACCCUGGCUUCACAGCGGCAUGAAUCAGGUUAUUGUGUUUGAGGAACGGGAAUCCGGAGACAGAAUCCAGUUCUCUGACUCUCCUGAACUGGGGAAGACCAUCAGUGUGUACAGACCUCAUUUAUGCAAUGUAUUGUGAGUGAAAAAUGCAUUAUGAAAUGAAGGCUGUAUAUUUAGGCCACAGCCACACACUCCUGCUUUAUUGCUUCAGUACAACUACACUCUCAGAACUGGAGGACAAGGAUAAAGUGGAUUUCUUUGGAUGGCGAUACACUCGAUGAAGUGAUUGUGUGCCUGACUACACUACCUGUCUGAAGAAAUCUCUGGGGCCAGGGCUGAGAAGCCAUGCAGGCACGGUGACCAUACGGUACCAGGCUACAGUCAGUGUGGUCCUACAGCACCAGGCUACAGUCACUGUGGUCCUACGGCACCAGGCUACAGUCACUGUGGUCCUACGUCAUCAGGCUACAGUCACUGUGGUCCAUGUGCUUACAAACUGUCCGAAUAAGUCACUGUAAAUUAUUAUUAUGGACAACAGUGCAGUAUAAUGUAACACAAGGGUUGCAAAUUCAGUUCUCAGGAGGGACACUCGUUGUACCCUUGAGCAAGGUACUUAACUUAUAAACUUAUACUUAACAGCAUAUAUCCAGCUGUAUGAAUGGAUACUAUGUAAAAACAAUAGUGCUCUGGCUGAGAGCAUCUGCUAUAUGCUAGUCUUGCAAUGUAUUUUUAAAAGUACUAUAUUGUUUCAGUUCUAACUACAUUAGAUAAAUAAAAUAUCCAUAAGAUACACUGUAAA